Messenger RNA from Caenorhabditis remanei, 1047 nucleotides. RefSeq lists its product as uncharacterized. Gene Ontology annotation, cellular component: ASAP complex; cytoplasm; nucleoplasm. NCBI's taxonomy places the organism in Eukaryota, Metazoa, Nematoda, Chromadorea, Rhabditida, Rhabditidae. The record is from RefSeq and is a predicted model, not a curated record. The transcript has 4 exons. Gene Ontology annotation, biological process: mRNA splicing, via spliceosome. Gene Ontology annotation, molecular function: RNA binding. The coding region runs from base 1 to 1047 and encodes 348 amino acids.
AUGUCGGCUCACUGGGAUGAAGACAUUUACGAGAUUCAAGAUCACACAUUUGUUGUAGAAGCACGUCGUUCUCAUAUCCAACAUCACACUUCUCGGCUAGAUACAUCAUACGAGGACCAAGUGCUGGGUGACGGAAUGGUCGAAAAGUCGGAGGAUAGCAAGAAGAGAGGACGUUCUUCGUCGAGUAGUUCCUCUAGCAGUUCAGGAUCAUCUUCUUCGGGAAGCAGCUCAUCAGGCUCCCGCUCUUCAAGCUCGUCCUUGUCAUCACGCUCACGUUCUCGCUCUCCACGUCGUCGUGAAAACGGUCGGGUUCGCGGCGGGCGCUCUCGAUCUCCAAUCCGCCGUGGUGGCUCUCCACCACGCGGAGCUCGUGCGGAUCGCGGUGGAGGUCGUCCAUCUCCAUCUCCACCACGUCGACGUCGUGUCACUCCAUCGCCACCUCGUCGUGAUCGUCGUGAUCGAAGCAGAAGUGGUCCGAGGAGACGCUCCUCGCCGAGAAGAGCCAGCCCGGCUCCAGCGAGAUCCGCUAGUCCUAUCAAGCGUGUCGUUAUCAAGAAUCUAAGCAGAAAUGUUCUCCGUGCACAUCUUGAAGAGAUUUUCUCGAUUUACGGAGCGAUCACCAAAGUAGACUUGCCAGUGGAUCGUAAUCAUCAGCAUCUUCAUCGUGGAAUCGGAUACAUUGACUACGAGAGUGUAGAAGACGCAGAGAAGUCUAUCAAGUAUAUGGAUGGUGGUCAAGUCGAUGGUCAAGUGAUCCAAGUAGAGAUGACGAUUGGUGGUCGUGCGUAUGUUCCAGGACAACGUCGUGUGUCUCCUUUCAGAAGACGAGCUUCUCCACCACCGAGAGACAGAAAAUCGCCGAUUCGACGUGGAGGAGGAGGAAGAAGUCCACCAACAUUCCGCAGACGUUCACCAAUGGCAGGAGGUCGUCGCUCACCAAUGGGAGGACGUGGUUCUGGUGCCAACAAUGCACCAUUGGGUCCAAGCAGAUUCCGUCGUGGAGGCAGUCGUUCUCGUUCGCCAGUCGGCAGAAGAUCCCGCUCGUAA